Drosophila grimshawi is the source of this 1089-nucleotide messenger RNA. RefSeq lists its product as uncharacterized. NCBI's taxonomy places the organism in Eukaryota, Metazoa, Arthropoda, Insecta, Diptera, Drosophilidae. The coding region runs from base 43 to 1023 and encodes 326 amino acids. Gene Ontology annotation, cellular component: membrane. The record is from RefSeq and is a predicted model, not a curated record. The transcript is spliced from 2 exons.
AAAAUCCUAAACUUCGAGCAGUGUUUGGGGAAAGAUGAACAAAUGCGCCAGCCUUUCCGUAAAGCAUCCGUAUAUAUUGCGCUUCUGCUAAUAUUCCAGGCAAUAACCGGAUUGCUGAUCAUAAUCGUGACUGGCCUCUAUCAGUCGAUCUUGUCCAGCUAUUUGGAGGACAUUGAGCGAUGCUUGUUAAUCAGCUACCUAUUCCACUUCUAUAUCUUUGGCGUCCAACUGAUUGUCACGUUCCUUUGCAGCUUGUCAAUGUGGAAUCGUUUGUGGAGGAGGCGCUGCACGCCCAACGUUCGACUAAUGAUCUCCAUUUGGCUGUUCUAUUCCUGCGUCAUAAUUGCAUCUGGCUUUGGAUCAGUAUGGAAUCUCUACCACAACAUCGAUGUGCUCGAAGACUCUGCAGCGAAUUCACUGCUAAGCGGCAUUGACGAGUACUACACGACUCCAAAGCGGAAGCUGCUAUGGGAUGCACUGCAGCUGCGCAAAGAAUGCUGUGGCGUCUACAGCUACAAGGAUUGGAUGGAUGCCGACUGGAUGCCCAAGCAGACUGACGCCAGCUCGCAGUGUCGCAGCCGAACCGUCUUGGCACCCAUCGCCUGCUCCAAGCGGAGCGCCGAGAGCAGCUAUCUGCAGGACCUCAGUAGCAAGGAUCGGUCAGCGAUGCCAUCGCUAUCAGUCGACUCGAUUUACACAAAUGGAUGCCUGGCGGGAUUUUCGGCUGCACUUUGGCGAUACUUUUACAUACUGCUCUUUCUGGUGCUGAUGGCCUUAAAGUUUCUGAUUUUCAUUUGCUGCUUCACGAAAUACGUCCUGCAACGCCAGAAUACCGGCGAUGGCUGUGAUAAUGGGGGUCUCAUCGACGAGGAAGGGCAUCCGCUGGUCAUGGUCAAAUAUCCGCGCAAUGUGCGCUGCGUCAUCAUUGGCGAGGACGACCUGGCUUCCGAUGUGGCGCCCGACUCUUUUUGCAAUUGCGAGGAGGCCGGAGCCGGAGAAACGUGUGAUUACUGCGCAGGAUAAGCCAAAGAAAGUUACACAUAUACAAGCAUAUAUAUUUUGUCUUUAUUUCUCUUGCACUUAUUUAUU